This is a messenger RNA of Odobenus rosmarus divergens (Pacific walrus), 297 nucleotides long. RefSeq names its product late cornified envelope-like proline-rich 1 (gene LELP1). Lineage: Eukaryota; Metazoa; Chordata; Mammalia; Carnivora; Odobenidae. The record is from RefSeq and is a predicted model, not a curated record. The transcript has a single exon.
AUGUCGAGCGAUGAUAAAAAUAAAUCUAGUGAACCCAAGAAUGAGCCCAAGAACUGUGAUCCCAGGUGUGAACAAAAGUGUGAAGCCAAAUGCCAGCCCAGCUGUUUAAAGAAGCUGCUGCAACGGUGCUCUGAAAAGUGCCCACGGGAAAAGUGCCCAACACCACCAAAGUGUCCACCGUGUCCAUCACUGUGCCCCCCACCGUGCCCUCCUCCAUGCCCAGCUCCCUGUCCCCCCAAGCCGUGUUCCAAGCCCUGUCCUCCUAAAUGCCCACCUCCCUGACCACCCCCAGAGUGA